Messenger RNA from Exaiptasia diaphana, 2054 nucleotides. RefSeq lists its product as uncharacterized. Lineage: Eukaryota; Metazoa; Cnidaria; Anthozoa; Actiniaria; Aiptasiidae. The coding region runs from base 29 to 1141 and encodes 370 amino acids. Gene Ontology annotation, molecular function: extracellular matrix structural constituent; oligosaccharide binding. The record is from RefSeq and is a predicted model, not a curated record. The transcript is spliced from 5 exons.
UGUGAGUCUUGCAAGAGGCCAAGUAUGCAUGAUGGCUCAAACUGGAGCCUUUGUCGUUCUCAUCUUUGAAGCAAUAAUUCCUACCAUUGCUUCCUUGGUUUGUGGCGACCAUCAAGUUUACUUUGACAAACAUCAAGGUUUUCGAUUGUUGAACAGCGUGGUAGAGAACAUUUCUGUUCCGACAAUACCCGACUGUAUCUACAAGUGCGCUGAAAAGAAAACCCUCUGCCUUUCAAUCAAUUACCAUCAUGGCAACAAUGACGUCAAUCAGUGUCACCUUAACAACAGGACGAGACAAUCAGCACCAGCUGAUGACUUCAAAUCGGAUCCCAGAUACACUUAUUAUGAAAAGAAUCCCUGUCGUUCGAAUCCCUGUUUAUUCAGUGGUACGUGUUCUACAGACAACAGCAACAAGGGAUUCUUUUGUAGCUGUUUGCCAACAUACAAGGGUUCGCUAUGUGAAAUAGAGCGAAUUGGGUGGUCAUCCCAUAAACCUGCUAAAUCUUGUAGUGACAUCAAGUCAAAUGGUGACGCAGUGCAUGAUGGGAAAUACUGGAUUGAUCCAGAGAAUUCUGGGAAUGCUAUACAGGUUUACUGUGAUAUGAAUCACAAUAAUGGUGGAUGGCUGCUCAUCUCCAAUGUCGUCAUUCCAGAUCCAGUCAGCAUUCCAUCACUGUCUUUGCGCACAUCGUUUCGUGAUAUCGCUAACUACAGCGAUGACAAAACCAUCCUUUCAGCUAGUGCACUGCGCCAACUUCACCAACACAUUAAUUUUACCCAGCUCAGAUUUCAUUGCCGUGUAGCACGCGUUGGUCGUACUGUUCACSUGAUAACAACACUAAACUCCGAAGGCAAAGCUGUUAUCGACUACUUCACUGCAGUAUCUGAUGUCCGACCUCAAGCCUGCAACUCAUUUUAUCGAGGAAUCGGGGACACUUCAAAGCUCGCUGACAAGUGCACUUAUUGGAAAAAUGCGAAAUGGGGCAGCCCGAAGAGAGUAAACGAGUAUAGACUGAAUGAUCAUGCUUUUUAUGUAACAAGCACGUAUCACUGGCUUGUAGAAGGUACACUAGGGAUGGCAUGUGAUUCAAAAGUCGUUGAAACUACUCCUGGAGAUUAUUGGAAGAUUUAUGUCAGAUAGCUUAUUGAUAUAUGAUUAUAUAAGUCCAAGUGGAGAAUACUAGUAAAUAUAGAAAUAGACUUGUGUCACGUUACUAUACUAUUGAAUAUAGAGCACUUGCUUUAUGGGUGUAGAAAGCACUUCCAAAAAAAAAAAGCUGUUGCGGAUUUUCUAACUUCCAAAUUGUUUCACGCGGCCCUCGUGAUUAUUAGAAGAUUUGCUUUUGAUUGUGUAAAACCUGUGUAAAGUACGAAUAAUAACGCAAUUAUACAAAAAUUCAGUUAAAGCUUUUUUGCUGUGCAGAGCUGGAAGAAUUGUGGAAAAUGCCACAAUCACUGGAAAAGUUGAUCAUUUACAGAGAGUCUGUAAAUUUACUGUAGAAGUUAUUUAAAUUACAGGCAAAAUGUUAUUUUAAAAACUUUGAAAAUUGAUUUUACACGAUAUUUACAUUGAUUAAUUGAGAAAAAUUUAAAAGACAUUUACAAAAUGUAAAUUUACAAAUUGUAAAGUAAUCACCUUUUCAAGUGAAUGUGCUAACAAAGUUGUGUUGUCCCUUCUUUAGGCGCAUGCCGGGUAGACUUUUGAGGGUACAUACCUUUAUUUUUAUUAACUGAAAUGUAAUAUGCUCUUGCUCAUGGUAAAAUGUGGAAAGUCGGAUCUUCAUACAAGAAAGAUCAUGAAACUUAAAAAACACCACCUCAGUGAAUUCGCCACUUUCACUGCAAUGUUUAGCUGUUAGAAGGAGUUUAGUCCCAAAAUCAAUGUAUGGACAAUCAAUUAUUUAUAGUUUUAACUGCUAAUAAAGAAAGCUAAUCUAUGCAGGUAUGAGGAUAUUAGAUAUUUAGUUAUAGGAAAAUCAGAGGCAGUAAAAGUGUGAUUAAUAGUCAAAUGUUUUGUGAAUACUAUAGAAUUUGAGAAGGGUAGUAAAUAUACA